Molecule: messenger RNA, 504 nt
Organism: Paramecium tetraurelia
Lineage: Eukaryota; Ciliophora; Oligohymenophorea; Peniculida; Parameciidae
Exons: 2
Biological process (GO): cytoplasmic translation
Cellular component (GO): cytosolic large ribosomal subunit; ribosome
Molecular function (GO): rRNA binding; structural constituent of ribosome
Source: RefSeq, a predicted model, not a curated record
AUGCAUUUCAAAUAGAGUUAAAAUGGAGAAUAAAUCCCAACAUAUUAUUAUAAUUUAAUUAAAAGAAAUGUUAUAUAUUCUUACAGAAGAGCAAGUAGAGAUUCCAGAGAUAUUGAAAUUAAAGCUAAUCAAAGAAAGUUGAUGUUAAAGAUAUUGAAGUUAAUUAUGAUUAUAGGACCAAGAGGAAUCUUGAACAGAAACUUUAAACAUGCAUCCUUGGAUAUCUAAGUCCAAAAAGAAAUUAAAGAAAUAAAGCAAAUAGGACUAAUCAAGAUUGAAUAUUAGGAUGUGGUAUAAUACAGCAAGCAAAGAUUUUAAGUAAAAUCAAUUGCUGCUUAAAUAAAGAAUAUGAUUAGAGGUAUUACUUCAGGAGUUGUGAUCACUAGAAAAGAAGCUGAAGAAAAGAAUGUCUUGAUCUUAAGCGCUAAUGAUCUUAAUAAUGUUUCAUUAACAUGUGCUUUAAUUCAUUAAGCUUGUGCAGUUAAAAAUAAAGAUAUUAGAUGA